Talaromyces amestolkiae is the source of this 3666-nucleotide messenger RNA. RefSeq lists its product as uncharacterized. The record is from RefSeq and is a predicted model, not a curated record. Gene Ontology annotation, cellular component: cytosol; peroxisome; peroxisomal membrane. The transcript has 4 exons. The coding region runs from base 1 to 3666 and encodes 1221 amino acids. Lineage: Eukaryota; Fungi; Ascomycota; Eurotiomycetes; Eurotiales; Trichocomaceae. Gene Ontology annotation, biological process: protein import into peroxisome matrix. Gene Ontology annotation, molecular function: ATP hydrolysis activity; ATP binding.
AUGGCUCCCAGCAGAAAGACUGCCACGACUGCCGAAGUCGCUUUGGUACCCCUCAAGUCAUGUCUCGUGAACUUGCCAACCCCGGUCGUUUCGCUGCUGGUGAAUGCUAAUGCAGCUGCCCAAAACGUCAUCGUGGAACUACAGUAUCGACCGUCGAAUUCGCAGUCCGCUGCUCAAAAGUCGUCUUACCUAGGAUGGACGGGCAUGCCGAGCAAGCGGAGGCUGGCGCCGGUAGUUGGCAGAGAUGGAAUCAAUUCGAACACAUCUGCUAGAGAACAAGAGAUUUCAUCUAUCGAAAUCGAUAUCACCUUUGCCAGGGUAUUGGGUCUAACCGAGGGCCAGAAGGUUGGAUUAUUCUUACACCUCGACAAUCCGGUUGCGCAGACUGUCAACAUCGAACCAUUGACACCAGCUGAUUGGGAGAUUAUCGAAUUACACGCUUCUUUCCUGGAACUGAAUCUGCUGCAUCAAAUCCGAGCUCUUCCUAACCCCGGCUAUACCAGCCCAGGAUCGAAUCCAACGAACCAUUUACACCCUCUUACCUUACACCUUUCGCCGACCUCUACCGCAAAUAUCGUUGUUACUUCGUUGACCCCCGCUCCUCCUACGACAUCGCCUUUUGCUAAAAUUGCGCCUGAUGCGGAAGUCAUAGUGGCGCCAAAAGUUCGACCGAAAUCUGGUAGAGCCAAUAGAGGGGAGAAUCGAAGCACGACAAGCAAUAGUCGCAAAAGCGUCGGUGAAAGAAGUAGCAGCAGCACGGUGCGGCCGAAAAGUCGUGGUUCCGAGUCCGAUGAACACGCAGUCUAUCUUCGAGGCGUGGACCGGCAACAUGUCAGAGAUUGGUUUGAUGAAGACAUUCCCGGCCAUAGCAAUGAUGGUUUGAAAGUAUGGGCUGAUCGUAGUGUACUUUCAAGUCAUGAGCUCCGUGGGAAUCAAUGGGUAGCUGUUUCUGUCAUUCAACCAGCAGGACUACAACCUCCAGUCGACCCGCAGCAACAGUUGCAGCAGAAAGAACAAGAAUCGGGUGAAGCUGGACGGUUGUCGACUAAAAUUGUGGCCAAAAUUCAACCAUGGGACGAUGCUCCUGAUCCCAAGCACGUUGCUAUCUCGUCACGUCUCUGCGAAGCUCUGAAUUGCUCAGGGAUCAUAGGAGGUAUUGUUCGUGUGGAAAUUGCCCCCACACAGCUAAGCACUUCUUCGGUUAAAGCGAUAAAAAUAUACCCUUUCAUUUCAGACAUUUCCAAAAAGCGAGAUGGACUCAAAUUCGGAGGAGAAACAGUUGCAUCUCGUACCGCACUGGCCGAGCGAAUCAAGUUCAGUUAUGGCAGUACUGGUUCAGAUUCUGGUCUCAUGUCAGGGCCUCUUACGGACGGAAUGCUAAUCCCAGCAGUUGAUAAUCAGUUUUCUGCGGGUGCUUUCGACGGGGGUAUCCUGCGUUUUGACCCACCUUUGAAAAAUGCAGAGGGAGUAUCUUUGUCCGGCUGGAUACUAGGAUCAGAGAGCAAAUUCGUCAUUGAUGUACAGCCGGAUAUACCAAAACCGAUAGACACUACAUUGUCGAGUGUAGCUACAGACGAGCGAAUACCUCUAACACCACCGAACAUGGUUGGGAUUGACACACUUAUCAAUCAGAGCCUUACAAACUUGUCGAGAGGAUCAUCUAUUUUGUUGACUGGCGGUCUUGGGUCUGGCAAGACAUCGCUAUGCCAGUUGCUGGCAGCUCGUCUACGGGAAGAGCAACUCUGCCACGUAUCUUAUUUCCCUUGCCGCAAGCUGGUCACAGAUGAAACUCGCGUGUCUACUAUCAAGGAGACCUUGAACCGACAAUUUAUGUCUGCAUCUUGGUGCGCUCGCCUCGGUGGUACAGCCCUUGUCAUUCUUGACGACCUGGAUAAACUCUGCCCUGUAGAGACGGAACUUCAAGUCGGCGGUGAAAAUGGACGAAGUCGUCAGGUCAGCGAAAUAAUAGGCUCGAUUGUUCGCCAGUAUUGCACGACGACAUCUUCGGUGGUAUUCUUAGCCACAGCACAGUCAAAGGAGUCCUUGAACAAUAUCAUCGUUGGAGGUCAUAUUGUGCGAGAAAUCUUGACCUUAAAGGCACCGGGUAAGGAAGGUCGACGGAAAGUUCUGGACAAGCUCAUGAGUCAAGAUAAGGAAGAUCACGCACUCAGAGGUCACCAACGCAACGAAAGUGGAUCAACCGAAGAUUCCUGGCUCGACCCCUCGAAUCCUGGAAGCCGACCAGGUUCGUCUGGAGCAGACGGCUUUGUGCUGGCACGCGACUUGGAUCUUUUGGACUUAGCUGGUAAGACAGACGGCUAUAUGCCUGGAGAUCUUGUGCUGUUAGUAUCUCGAGCUAGAAAUGAAGCUUUGAUACGAUCGGUGCAAGACAUGAGUGCAGAUUCCACGAAAAUUACAUUGAUGAUGGACGAUUUUGAGCGAGCCUUGAAAGGGUUCACCCCGGCAUCUCUUCGCAACGUCACAUUAACAUCUUCUUCAACUACUUUUUCUUCGAUAGGUGGUCUUCACGCCACACGACAAACUCUUUUGGAGACUUUGGAAUACCCUACAAAAUACGCACCUAUCUUCGCACAAUGCCCCCUUCGCCUACGAUCAGGUCUGUUGCUGUAUGGCUUUCCUGGUUGUGGUAAGACAUUACUUGCCAGUGCAGUGGCUGGUGAAUGUGGCCUGAACUUCAUCAGUGUGAAGGGUCCAGAAAUCUUGAAUAAAUAUAUCGGAGCAAGUGAGAAAAGUGUUCGUGACCUUUUCGAACGCGCCGAGGCUGCGCGGCCUUGUAUCUUGUUUUUCGAUGAAUUCGAUAGUAUCGCACCAAAGCGUGGACAUGACUCUACUGGUGUUACUGAUCGAGUAGUGAAUCAACUGUUGACGCAAAUGGAUGGUGCUGAGGGUCUUUCUGGGGUUUAUGUAUUAGCAGCAACGUCAAGACCAGAUUUGAUCGAUCCGGCUCUGCUGCGUCCCGGUCGCCUCGACAAGAGUCUUCUGUGCGAUAUGCCUUCACAUGAUGACCGAAUUGAUAUUUUACAAGCCGUGAGCAAGAAACUCAACCUCAGUCCGGACGUUCAAUCCCGUGUCGGAGAAAUCGCCUCUCGGACAGAAGGAUACUCUGGAGCUGAUAUCCAAGCUGUUAUUUACAAUGCCCAUCUUGAGGCAAUUCAUGAUCUUCUGGGAGAUCGCUCAACAUCAGCGUCAGGUUAUACAACCAAGAGGACAAACGGCGCACAGGCCAACGGAACCGACGCAUCAAGCAAAUCAUUCAUACAAUUUCUCUACUCCGAGCAGGAAGCAGAUAAAUCGAGCGUUGGCGUCAACGCCAAACUCGACCCACCAGCUGUUAUCGCUGCAAGAUUGGCGGCCCUGAAACAGGCCCGACGCCGUCAGCGACAGGUCGAACAUGGUACAUACGAGACCGCCGACGGCCAAGAACAGCAACGAGCCAAUGGCACAGGGACGGAUAAUGCCAGCGACGAAGUUAUCAUUCAAUGGCAGCAUGUUGAGCGGUCAUUGUCCACGACUCGCUGCUCUCUGAGUGAUCGGGAAAGGCGACGCCUAGAGGCGAUCUACCGCGAGUUUGUGGUUGGACGAAAUGGAGAGAUGCCGAACGGCGAAGGCGCGAGAGAAGUUGGUGGAAGGACAAGCUUGAUGUGA